AAAUGAUAAAAUCGAUUUGUUUUUGUUUCGUUGUUCACUUUCUCUUCACUGAAUAGCUUAGGAUUAGGUUUGAAAAGAAUCAUUUUUCUUGGCACAAUUUCAAUUAAACUUUGGUAAGCAGCUACCCUCUGUUUUAAAGGGGCUUUGCAGUGAAACAUGGAAUAAUGACCACCGAAUUGUAGAUCAAAUUUACUAAUAUCUCACACACUAGAUCAAGUAAACAGCUACCGUGUGAAAUUUUGAGCUCUAAAAAGGCUGAAAGUGUUUCCUUCGGAAUGGAAGAAGUGCGUGACCGUCUUGCAGAUGUUGUUCAAUCGAUGCAGUGAUAAGCGAUGGUAAACGGACAUAAAGAAAACGAUCGUAAUCCUAGGUUAAGGGUUAUAAACAAUAAUACUGCAUAGUCUGACCUUUUCUGUAUUUCCUAUACUGGUGCAAUGAAUUGGUAACGUCUUAGUCGAGCAUUACGAUGGCUACCGAAAAUGGACUGCGAGUCGUGAGGCAGUAUUCAGAUGAAGGACGUAAUAUGGCCAUGAGGGCUUUAAACGAUGCCAAUGCCAGCACAACAAUGAGAAAUGCGUGGUCCAAUAUUUUAUCGUUCGUUCAACGGCUGAAACAUGCCGCCAGAGAAGUUGCUGACCCUACAAUAAUCUACGAGCAACUACGGAUACUUUUCCGCGACGAGAUCUCCCGCAACAAUGCAUUUUUUAUUCUGGUUGGAAUUGGUUUCGGCACCACUGGAGGUGUCCUACUCGGGUUUUGGCUAGCUCGACCCCAUUUGGCCACACCAAUUAUGAAAUCGAUCGCAUGUACCUCAUUUCGGGAUCCGAACAAUGUGACCGUGUGCAAUACCGCUGUUCGUCAGUUUGAAUCUUCCUCCGACAUUUUGGUACGUGUUCGAGCCGCCGCACUGAACAGAAUUGAUAGACGAAUAGCGUUCGGAUAUGGAAGAACACUUCGUCGAAUGAUCAAGAACUACGACGUAAGCUACAAUCCAGAACUUCCAUUAGUGUUGGGGCGUUCAUGUGCAGGAAUAGUUGAAGCUGUUGGAAAGGGUACUAAAAGUGGAAUUGAAAUUGGCGAUGAAGUGUGGUUAGUGUCCCCAUGGUACGAGUCAGGUGCAGCGGCAGAACUUGUAGUUGUGCCAGAAACUCGAUUAUCUCGAAAACCAUUCCUAAUUGGGUUCGAAGGUGCUGCCAGUUUGCCAUACAGUGGUUGUAUAGCUUUAAGUUUGAUGGAUGCCAACGGCCUGACAGAGCAUACAUCCAAAGGAAAACGAAUAUUAGUGCAAGAUGCAUGCUCACCAGUAGGAUGUGUGAUAACACAACUAGCCAAUAAGUGGGGAGCUAACGUUGCCGUUACUUGCCACACGAGAUCAGCUCCAGUCAUCCAUGAAUUGGAGGAACGAGGUGCCAACGACAUAAUCACAUUUGCCAAUGAACAUUUUCGAUCAAAUUUCAUUGACGUUAAUGUAGAAAAGUCCAAUCUAAUCAACGAAUUAACAGGGAGAGAAAAGUUUGACUACAUUUUUCUAACGACUCGAAUAGCAUACGAUCACAGGUUUCUGGAAAAAUUUCUCGCUAAAGGUGGCAUCAUUGUAGAUACGGUUGAACCAGAGCUUCCGUCGGAUGAGUUUGGUCCAUUGAUGCGAGUGCUUCUUAGCCUACUAGUGAGAUUUCGGAAAAUGACAACGGCAAUCUUUCGAACUCAUCCAGACUGGGGUGGACCUCAUCUUUGUCACAUGGUGCUAGAGAGACUGGCGGGUUUCGUGAAUGACGAAACACUAAAAACGGUUGUUGACAGGGUUUACACACCAAACGAAGUCGAACGGGCUCUGGAUCAUAUAUGCAGUGACAAAAGUAUUGGUAGCACAAUUAUCACGUUCCGAUGAGCGUAGCUAUUGGACGAAAAAAUACAGCUCAUAAAUGAUCAUACUUAAUUUUAUGUUUUAGUUAUGACUUCCCCGUGUUAGAAUAACGGUAUCAAACCUAUGAGGCAUAAACGGGUUGGGUAAUGAAUUGAACUGCAAGGCUAGCAAUACUAAAACACGAGCUGCCUCGUCAUACAACUCGAACUAGUUUCCAUUGAAUCAAAACAUAUUUAUUUCUCAAGUAUAUCGCAAUACCAAAGCAAUUUAAAUAUUGUGAAGUUUCAAUUUCCAACACUACCGUUUUUAUUCCUCAUUGGUAUCGAACAAUCCUUCUCAUGAUAUUUAGUUUAGUUGCGAAUCAAGUCCUACUGAAAAUUAUCAUACUGCCAACUAAUUAUUGGCAAAGUUCGUAACAUCAGCAUUAUUAUAUUUUCUAGAAAUUUGUAUGAAAAAAUAAGGAUUUUAUCAAAACGAAUAAAACGCAUGCAUCUGUAAA
Molecule: messenger RNA, 2363 nt
Organism: Malaya genurostris
Lineage: Eukaryota; Metazoa; Arthropoda; Insecta; Diptera; Culicidae
Product: reticulon-4-interacting protein 1 homolog, mitochondrial-like
Exons: 8
Coding region: 467-1888 (473 amino acids)
Cellular component (GO): mitochondrion
Molecular function (GO): oxidoreductase activity
Source: RefSeq, a predicted model, not a curated record